AUUUUAGGGUUUCAUGGCUUACAGCGAGAGAUUGUCCGCAGGGUUGGACGGGUUGAGGGUAAAAAUCACACACCAAGCAACAGGUAACCUGAACAUGGACGAUUUAGGACAAUCGCUGAGAGAAGGUCUGGGCACAUUGGGCUCCAUGUCAGUAAAAGGGUUCGACAGAGCUAAACAGUUCUCCCAAGAGAAGAUGGGAAACGCUGUCAAGACCGAGUUCGACCUGGAGUAUAUCCAGCUGUCUAGCCGUGUUGAGGCUACCCAGACCAACAUCAACAAGUCAGCUAACGCCGCCAGGAACUUCCUCCAACCCAACGCUGCAGCCCGUCUCGAGGACAUGUUCAACGAGAAGGUCACUGCCGCUGAAACUAGUACUAACGCUAACCUCAGAGACAUCGCUGGCAAAAUACCCAUAAGGUUAGGAGCUUGGCCCUGGUCUGGCAGAGAAAAGACUGCAACUGGCUAUAACUUUGAAAAUGGGAGAGGCAAUGCUCUGGAGACCAGGAGCACUUACUCUGAAAUUCUUGGCACUCAUAUGAAGUCUGGAGGGACUGAGAUCGGAGAUAACACUCAGAUCGGAGGGUCCCUGGUGGAGGUGGGAGACACCUUUAUCAGGAUGGGAAAGAUGGAGAAGGAGUACCUGAAGGACGUUUAUGAUAACUUCUUCAAACCCUUCUCAAACCACCUCCAGGUUGAGUGGACGAACAUCAACACAGAGAAGCGCAGACUAGAUCUUGCGAGGCUUGAUUUAGACGCUGCCAAAAGUAAAGUUAGGGGCGCUAGGACGCCUGAAGCUAUGCAGCAAAAUGAACAGAAGGCGAUUCCCAUACCCGAGUAUCUGUGCACCCAGGUCCGGGAGUCCCAGGCUGCGUUUGAUCGCCAGUACGAGCAGACCAAGAUACUCCUUACUGACGCUGACAGAAAGUCUGCUGAGUUUACCAACCACUUAGAGGAACUGGUCAGGAGUCAGAUAAACUUCCAUGAAAAUGCAAAGAAACUGUUGGAGGAGACUUAUGCCAAGAUGAAGAAAUAAGUUGAGAGCCUCCACUACUCAAACUGUUCCCUGUUUUAAAGAUAACCCCUUUCGUUGGUCUUACUGGACAAUCGAUUCACCUGGAGUUCCCAAAUUUUGCAUGGUAAAAGUAGGAAAGAAAAUGGUUUUAUUAAUUCACACAGUUAUUACUUGGGAAAAUUUUAGUAGAGUUGAAAGUUUUGUACGAUAUCCAACUUUCAAAUUUGAUUUCGGUCGCAAAAGUCACUUGUAGUUUUGAUAAUUUCCUUGGUUUUUCUUGCUGAAUAUCCUACUGUUUUAGAUUUUGUUGAACUCCAUGCAGUUGAUGUCUAAAAUUUAGAUUUGUACUUGAUAUUAAUUGUUUCAAUGCUUUUGACAGUUUAUAUUGAGGCGUUCAGUGCCAAAAAUAUUGAGGUCCACAAUUACGAUGAGUUUCAUGUUUUAAAUAAUUAUUAACUCUGCUUGAUGCUGUAAAAUGUAACUUAAUUAAUCAUAGUGUCUUGCGAUUGAUGUGAUUUAAAUUGUGAAGAAAAUUUUAUUGAAUUAACUUUUAUGUAAAAUAAGGAGAUAUUCAUGAAUUCGUAAGGGAGUAUAUUGACAAUAAUUUUCCCGUAAUACAUUGGUGCUGGCAUCUGUGAUUGUUAACUUUAUUGGAAGUAAGUGUUAUUUACAUCCUUUCAAUACGAUAUAA
Molecule: messenger RNA, 1703 nt
Organism: Bolinopsis microptera
Lineage: Eukaryota; Metazoa; Ctenophora; Tentaculata; Lobata; Bolinopsidae
Product: endophilin-B1-like
Exons: 11
Coding region: 14-1033 (339 amino acids)
Cellular component (GO): cytoplasm
Molecular function (GO): protein binding
Source: RefSeq, a predicted model, not a curated record